GAACCGGCUGCGGGCUCCGGCUAAGCGAGGCGCCACGCAGUGCUGAGCUUGCCGCCCGCCCCGGAGCCAUGGAGAUCGGCACCGAGAUCAGCCGCAAGAUCCGGAGUGCCAUUAAGGGGAAAUUGCAAGAAUUAGGAGCUUAUGUUGAUGAAGAGCUUCCUGAUUACAUUAUGGUGAUGGUGGCCAACAAGAAAAGUCAGGACCAAAUGACAGAGGACCUGUCCCUGUUUCUAGGGAACAACACAGUUCGAUUCACCGUAUGGCUUCAUGGUGUAUUAGAUAAACUUCGCUCUGUUACAACUGAUCCCUCUAGUCUAAAGUCUUCUGAUACCAACAUAUUUGAUGGUAACGUGACUUCAAACAAGAGCAGUUUCAGUAGGGGAGAUGAGAGGAGGCACGAAGCUGCUGUGCCACCCCUUGCAGUUUCCAGCAGCAGACCUGAGAAAAGAGAUUCCAGAGUGUCUUCAAGUUCACAGGAGCAGAAAACCACUAAUGUCAGACAGAGUUAUGAUGAUGGAGCUGCAACCCGACUGAUGUCCACAGUGAAGCCUCUGCGGGAGCCAGCACCCUCUGAAGAUGUGAUUGACAUUAAGCCAGAACCAGACGAUCUCAUUGAUGAAGACCUCAAUUUUGUGCAGGAAAAUCCCUUAUCUCAGAAAAAACCUACAGUGACACUUACAUAUGGUUCUUCUCGCCCUUCUAUUGAAAUUUAUCGACCACCUGCAAGUAGAACUGCAGAUAGUGGUGUUCAUUUAAACAGGUUACAAUUUCAACAGCAGCAAAACAGUGUCCAUGCUGCCAAACAACUGGAUAUACAGAACAGCCGGGUAUAUGAAACAGGACGUUUGUGUGAACCAGAAGUGCUUAAUAGCUUAGAAGAGACUUACAGUCCCUUCUUCAGAAACAACUCAGAAAAAAUGAGUAUUGAGGAAGAAAACUUUCGGAAGAGAAAGUUGCCUGUGGUAAGUUCAGUUGUUAAAGUAAAAAAAUUCAGUCACGAUGGUGAAGAGGAAGAGGAAGAUGAUGAUUGUGGGUCCCGUACAGGAAGCAUCUCCAGCAGUGUGUCUGUGCCAGCAAAGCCUGAGAGGAGACCCUCACUUCCUCCUUCUAAACAAGCUAACAAGAAUCUGAUUUUGAAGGCUAUAUCUGAAGCUCAAGAAUCUGUAACAAAAACAACGAACUAUUCUACAGUCUCACAGAAACAGACACUUCCAGUUGCUCCUAGAACUCGAACUUCUCAAGAAGAAUUGCUGGCAGAAAUGAUCCAGGGGCAAAGCAGGACCUCUAGAAUAAGUCCCCCCAUUAAAGAAGAGGAAACAAAAGGAGAUAAUACAGAAAAAAGUCAAGGAACUCCGCAGAGGCAGUUAUUGUCCCGGCUGCAGAUUGACCCAGUAAUGGCAGAAACUCUGCAGAUCAGUCCAGAUUACUAUGACAUGGAAUCCCUGGUCUAUGCAGACACGAGAUCAUUUAUUCUGAAGAAGCCAAAGCUGUCUGAGGAAGUAGUAGUGGCAUCAAACCAAGAGUCGGGGAUGAAGACUGCAGAUACCCUUCGGGUACUUUCAGGACACCUUAUGCAGACACGAGAUCUUGUACAACCAGAUAAACCUGCAAGUCCCAAGUUUAUAGUGACGCUGGAUGGUGUUCCCAGCCCCCCAGGAUACAUGUCAGAUCAAGAGGAGGACAUGUGCCUUGAAGGAAUGAAACCUGUAAACCAAACUGCAGCCUCAAACCAGGGACUCAGAGGUCUCCACCCACAGCAGUUGCAGUUGAUGAGCAGGCAGCUUGAUGACCCAGAUGGUAGCUUUUCACACGCUGAGAUCAGUGAACUGAGUGUGGCACAGAAACCAGAAAAACUUCUGGAGCGUUGCAAGUACUGGCCCGCCUGCAAGAACGGGGACGACUGUGCGUACCAUCACCCCGUGUCACCUUGCAAAGCUUUCCCCAAUUGUAAAUUCGCUGAAAAAUGUUUGUUUGUCCAUCCAAAUUGUAAAUAUGAUGCAAAAUGUACUAAGCCAGAUUGUCCCUUCACUCAUAUGAGUAGAAGAAUUCCAAUACUGUCUCCAAAACCAGUUCUAACACCAACAGCAUCUUCUAGUAGUCAGCUCUGCCGUUACUUCCCUGCUUGUAAGAAAAUGGAAUGUCCCUUCUAUCAUCCAAAACACUGUAGGUUUAAUACUCAGUGUACAAGACCUGACUGCACGUUUUAUCAUCCCACCAUCACGGUGCCUCCACGACAUGCCUUGAAAUGGAUUCGGCCUCAAACCAGUGAAUAACACCCAGACCUACCUGGCAGAAGAUCAUGAAGUUUGAAAAUUUCCUUCUACUGAUGAAAGAGAUUCUGUGAACUUGUCAGACCUUUGAAACUUGGAAUAUAUUGCUUUCAUAAUAUGAAGUUUAUUGCCUAUCUGAAGUAUCUAAUUUUUCAAGUUUGUAAGUUUAAUAAGUGGGUGUUUUUGUUGUUGUUUGCCUUGUUUUGACUCUGGAAAGACAGUUUAAGGAAAAACUGAAUUCUAUUAAAACAGUUGGCGUGUUAGUACACUGCUGUUUCAAGUGUCAGCAUGUACAACAUGGUGAUCGUGUCAGUACUGAUGAUCCAGUUUGGGGCUACACGUUGCUGUGUGUGUCUGUCCGUGCGUGCGUGUGUACCGAUACAGUGAGGAGCAUCCUUAUUCCAAAAGUUGGAUUGCUACUUUCACUUUUUCCGGGGUUCCUAAUCCACUAAAAAUAAUAGUGGCCAAAAGUGCUGAGGCGGCUUAAAAUUGUCCAUCCUACUUUUAAAUUUUAUUUUUAAGUUUAAAAGGCAGGAUGAUACCGGCUUCUCUGGUUCCCAAGCAGCUGUCCUUUGCCUUCCGGGUGAGGAUGAGUGAGGUGUCGGGUGAAAACAGCUUGAAUGGCGAAAAAAAGAACAAUUCCUUAAAAUGUUUUCAUUUACUGUUAACAUAUGCUUUUAAAAUAAAUAUUUUGGGGAGCUACAUUAUCACAAAAUUAUACAAAUUUUUUUACAAGUAUAUAUAUGCAUAGGUAUCAGAAAACAGACUUGAAACUCACAAGAUUAUAGCUAUACAUAUACAUUCUCCCAGACUGAAAAACAUUCUCAAAUUACUCCACAGAAAAGUUACUGAAGAUAAUUUUUUAAAUGUAAAAAUUAGAUUUCAGUGGUGUAUUUUAAAUGACAGACCAUAUAAUUAAUUACAGAGCUCAGAUGGGUAAAUUGCAAAGUAGGACUAAACUUUCAGACUACUGAAUUAAAAAACAGAGUUGUGUGUGUGUGGUUUUUAACAUUGUUAAGGCAAAAAGUGUCAAAUACUUUAGAAUUAAAUGGAUCACUGAUUUUAAA
Molecule: messenger RNA, 3337 nt
Organism: Molossus molossus (Pallas's mastiff bat)
Lineage: Eukaryota; Metazoa; Chordata; Mammalia; Chiroptera; Molossidae
Gene: ZC3H14
Product: zinc finger CCCH-type containing 14
Exons: 17
Coding region: 69-2273 (734 amino acids)
Biological process (GO): regulation of mRNA stability
Cellular component (GO): cytoplasm; nucleus
Molecular function (GO): poly(A) binding; metal ion binding
Source: RefSeq, a predicted model, not a curated record